Messenger RNA from Triticum urartu, 4922 nucleotides. The record is from RefSeq and is a predicted model, not a curated record. Lineage: Eukaryota; Viridiplantae; Streptophyta; Magnoliopsida; Poales; Poaceae.
AAAAAAAGAGCCCGUCCUCUUCCGGUCAUCGCAUCCCUCGCCAAGCUAAGAUCCCGGCGGGCGCGGACGACGACCACGUGACCCUCGACGGCGGGAGCAUGCAGCAGCCACGCGCGUGGUCGUUCCUUCGCCGGGCGAGCGCCGGCAGCUCCGGUUCUUCCUUGUCUCCCGGCCGGUGGAAUCUCCACUGGGUCAGCCUGCGUGCCUGCUUGCACGCCAGGACGGAGGUUUCGGCCACGGUCGGUUCAUUGAUUCCAUUCGUGUUGGUGGUGUUGUGAUACCUAACCACAAGAGGGUGGAGUGCGCACUGCAGUCCAGCCAUGGCAUUGGACGGGCACGCGGCCGUCACAUCCUUUCAGAGCUCAAUUUGGAAAAUAAGGUCACCAAGGACCUCUUCAAGUAGGAGACCAUCACCCUCCGUGAGGGGAUCGUAAAGGACAUGAUUGAAGGUGACCUAUGCAUGGUCAGAUAAAAGCAUAUCUGCAUCUCAACAGAAGGUGUAACUAAAGGGAAACACCAUGAUCACAGCAGAGCUGUGCUGCCACCAAUAGACUUUACAAGUGAACAGUCAUCAGGUGUGCAAUUCAAGUCAAUAUAGCAUCACUAGAAGAUGAAGUGUGAAAUGGACAGUCGCAGAUCAUAUCGACACUUCUUAUCAAUCUUUUUCUCAGAGCCGAGAUGAGAUCAUAUUGACACUUCGCAUCAUUCUUUCGCUUUGUCAGCCGAGAUGAGGUUGCCAAGAUCAACUGCCAUGGCAAGUGGAACAAAAAGCUACCAGACAACAGAAAUUGGAGUUGGGGGCAGAAGCGGCACCUGCAAACUGGACAAUAAGCUGCUGGUCGCUGAAGAGUCUUGAGCAGUCACUGGGCAGGGCAGCCACCGUCGAAGGCAGUGGCUGCACAGGAAGGUGGAAGCAGCUGAAGUAACCAUUUGGAGGUUGAUCUCCACAUUCCACCCAGAUAGACACAAUUCACAAGGUCAGCCGCCGGCUCCUGCUCCGGCUCUCCAGUGCAUACAGCCUGCACGGCCUAGCUGAGCAAUGGAGAGAGCUCCCGUGACCGCAGCCACGGGGGCCUUGGGGCCCGUCGUAGCCAAGCUGGGUGCUCUGCUUGGCCGCGAGUACAAGCUUCGACGCCCGACGCGCAAGGACGUCAAGUUCAUCAAAUCCAAGCUCAAGUCUGUGCACUCCAUCCUUUGGGCGAUAUGGGACAAGGAGAUUCUUGAUUCGGAAUCCAAGGUCUUGAAGAAGGAAGCGCUGGAUGUCGCCGACGAUGUGCACGACGCCAUCGACGACUUCAUCCUCACCAUGGAGCCCAGCCGCAGAAACAAGCACUUGAUGGUGCAGAGCAAGAUCGAAGCCAGCUGCCCUUUCCAAGAUCUGAAGAAGAGGGUAGAUGACGUGUCGGGCCGGUGCCGCAGCAAGUGGAAGUGGGAGAAGAACAAGUCUGUUGAACCCUUCUCCAGCUUAUUUUCCAGAAGAAACUCCAAAUCCAGCCCUCCCAGCAAACCGCUUCCUCCUCGAGCUUCAUUCGUCCACAAGGAUGCGGCGGAGCUGGUUGGUAUGGACAUCUGGAGAGAUGAGCUCAUCACAUUCCUGGUAGGAGGAGGAGGAGGAGGAGAAGAAGAAGAAGAAGAGACCACAACGGUGCCGCCGCAGCUAAAAAUGGCAUCCAUUGUUGGAAUGGCUGGUAUGGGGAAAACAACCCUUGCCCACCUUGUGUACGAGGAUGAGGAGAUUAAAAGUAAGUUCCAGUCACGGGCUUUUGUGUCCGUCACUCCAAAUCCCAACAUGAAGGAGGUCCUCACAAGUAUUCUCCAACAAGUAGGAGCUGAACCACUUGCUGGCACCCAAGCAAGGACACAGGAAGAUCUCAUCCACACCAUAUCCAAUUUCCUAGAGAACAAAAGGUACCUGGUAAUAAUUGAUGACAUAUGGCAUCGUGAAGAAUGGAACAUCAUCAGGAGGUCUUUUCCACAAAAUAAUCUUGGCAGUAGAAUCGUCAUCACAACUCGUAUUGCUUCUCUACCAGGAGAUGAUUUUGAUAAUAGCAAGCUCUACAUCGAAAUGAAUCCUAUAUGGAGUUCUCUUAAGAAAAGGUGGCUCUAUGGAUUUUAUAGGAAAGAUGUCACUACUCAGAUGAAGCCUGACAUGGUUGGACAAGGUUUUGACGGUGACCAUCCUAUUGUGCGCAUGUGUGGUGGUGUGCCGUCAGCACUACUUUGCAUGUUUUCAGCAAUGGCAAUGGUCCGAGAGCAACAAGAACAACUAGGAGUACAUGUAAAGGCAUGUAAUGUGCAAGAUAUGAUUGAGAAGCAAGUUAAGAGAAAUGGAUUUCAGAACACACAAGGGUUUGAACCGUUGGUAGAGAGUUUGCAGCUUGGCUACGCCGAUCUUCCUCACCAUAUGUUGAAGACUUGCUUGCUAUACUGUAGUAUAUACCCUGAGAAUUACCAAUUUUACAGGGAUCAACUGGUGAUGCGAUGGGUUGCUGAAGGAUUUACUUAUAAAGAGGAUAUAGCAAAAGGUUAUCUUGAAGAGCUUUGCAACAGAGGGUUGAUGCUGCGUCUAGAGGGUUUAUCGGACAUGCCCUACUACCAAAUGAACCCGAUGAUGCGAAAUUUCCUUAGAUGGAAAUCGCGUGAAGAUAAUUUCAUUACUUGCAGUUCCGACAUCAGAUUGGCAUAUGCAUGUCAAGUCCAUCGGCUAUGCAUCGACGAUUAUCAAGUUGAUGAUGGUGAGGUGCAGGUGGUGGAUACCUUGUUGGAACUGGAUUGGUCCCAGAUUCGAUCACUUGUUGUUUUUGAAGGUGCUGAGAGAUGUGUCCCUUUUGAGAAGUUGGAACGUGUGCGAGUGUUGGAUCUUCAAUAUCAUCAUCAUUAUCUUAAAUUCGUACAGUCUCUUUGGAUAUCUGUUCUGGAUUUCGAGGCCCUUGGAAAUCAGCAUGUGAAGGAUAUAUGUGGACUGCUCCGUGUGAGGCACCUAUUCGGCCUAGAAGGGACAGGAAUCAGUGAGAUACCGCCGGAAAUAGCAAGGCUACAGCAUCUGGAGACUUUGCAGGUAAGAUUCACAUCGAUCACAGAGUUGCCCAGUGAGAUUAGGGACCUACAACAAUUGAAGACUCUGGCCGUGAGUCCGAACCGAAAGCUGACAGAGCUGCCCAGGGAGAUAGGGGGUCUGCAACAAUUAGAGACUCUGGACCUGAGCUGGACGAGGCUGACGGAGCUGCCACGUGAGAUCGGGAACCUCCAGAAUUUGGAGAAUCUGAACCUGCAGUGCACCAAGCUCAAAGAGCUGCCUCCGGAGAUUGGGAAGUUGCAGCAUUUGAAAGCACUGGUGGUGUGUGCAGCAGGCAUCACAAGGCUAGGCAAUGAAAUUGGGGACCUGCAGCCUUUAGAGACCUUGGACCUGAGUUUCAACGGAGGGCUCACACAGCUGCCUCGUGAGAUGUGGAAACUGCAGAAUUUGAAGCGGCUGCUCUUGAGUGGUACAGGGGUGACGAAGAUACCAAGGGAAAUCGAAGGGCUCAAGAAGCUGGAGAUUUUGAAAUUAGACGAUACCAUCAGUGCACUGCCUUGGGAAGCUAGUCAGCUCUUGAAAUUGGAGGGAGUGCCCGAGUGCGUCCGCCAAGCCUGGAAGAAGAGUGAUCUUGUGUCCGAGUUAGCCGGGGAGAUCCUGUCCGUUCAACUUAUUGAUUGGUUGAAUGAAAGUGGCGGGCUAAUCGUUGGCAGAAAACAUAUGGGAAUUCCAGGGUGGAUCAAGGAUCACUUCAAGGACCUUGGGUCCUUGGACAUCAGGAUGUGCAAACUGGAGGAGCAGGAUCUCAAGAUUCUGCGGGAGAUGCCCAACCUGAAAUUUCUCACGCUAAGGUUGGAAGUUGUCCCGAGAGAUCCCAUAGCCAUCAGCCGUGAAGGGUUCCCAUGCCUGAGGGAACUCGUUGUUGACAGCCGCAUGCCACGGGUUGUCACCUUCCAGGAAGGAGCGAUGCCGGAGCUGCAAAAGCUCGUCUUCGAGUUCCAGUUCUACGGUGGCCCACCACCAGCUGCAAAUAAAGGAGACCCUCAGCUGGGUAUCAAGCACCUCCGGCGCCUCCUGUGGGUAGAAUUUAAAUGCAACUUGGAAUGGUAUGGAGGAGCAGCAGAGAGCAGCCCGUGCAUCAGCGCCAUGAUUGACGUCGUGAGGAAAGAAGCCCAGGAGCAUCCUAGAGAGAUCUGCUUUCGUGUCUCUGGCCGCAAAGAUGAGGACUUUCCAGCGAACGAGGAGAGCGCACAGUCUUCCAGCAGUGGAACAAGCAAGAUCAAUGACACUCCAAAUGGUGGGAGGGGCGAGAUCCAGGAGGAGGAGGAAGAGACUUUUCCAGCGAACGAGAGCGGAAAGGUUUCCGGCAGUGGGACGGCCAGCGAGAUCGAGGAGGAGGAGAUCCACGAAGAGGAAGAAAGGUGAUUGGGUUUCUUGACGAGUAUUGCCGAGUCGUCCUAAUUUGCAGGUUGGUUGGUUAUUUCAUCGUCGUAAUUAAUGACUGCCUCAAAUCUAUCUGCAACCAUCUUCAACUAUAUAUCUAUGGCUCUUCUUCAGGCUUUCUCCAUCUUAUGCUAGCUAGCUGUUGCUUAAUUUCCAUUGUCAUAUACAACCAAGGCUUCCAAGUUGAGUUGGCCCUUCAAAGGCACCUGUAUCUAUAUGGCACUUCAAAGGUGCGUCUGCCUUGCACCGUGCAAGUGGUGGAACACUUUGAAUUAGGGCUCGGUAUUGUCAUGUAAUUUAUUUAAUAGUAAGUAAUCGCUUUGAAGGGAGCCCAACAAUUUGAUCCUCGUAUCUACUAGAGUAGGUUUUAUCAUGCACUUAAUUGUUAUCAAAACUCUCUUCUUAUUAUGUAAUAAUAAUAAAUGUGACGAGUUUUCUUGUUUGUUUGUGAUCGAGCUAACGC